AGGGCUUGAGAUCUGUCCCUCCUUUCUCCUCUCCCUCUCUCUGCCUUCUGCAGCUAAACUUGCUGUCUCACUCAUGCUUCCUGGCUCCACUCAUAUGCACUGAGAGAGAGAGAGAGAGAGAGGGAAGAGAGUCAAAGCCGCACAUGAGGCAGCUCUGUCUAUUUUGAACCACAACAGAUUGGACUAUUUCUCUUGUAGUGUAUCCCAGAUUGUAUGUGCAAGAGCAGAGCUUUAGCUCCUUUUUAUUUUUCCCUUUUUAUUUUGGAUUAUCCUCCAUCCGGCUCUAAGUGAACCUGUGUCUGUGUGUGACAAGGAGAGUGUGUGUGUGUUUGAGUGAGUCUGUAUGUGUGUUUAAGAAAAAAAGGGGACCAGGAUGAUUGCGGCCCAGCUCCUAGCCUAUUACUUCACUGAGCUCAAGGAUGAUCAGGUUAAAAAGAUCGAUAAGUACCUGUACUCCAUGCGUUUCUCUGAUGAGACGUUACAGGACAUCACACAGCGGUUUCGGAGGGAGUUGGCCAAAGGACUGGGCAGGGACACUAAUCCCACUGCUACACUGAAGAUGCUGCCUACGUUUGUGCGAUCAAUCCCUGAUGGCUCAGAGAAGGGAGACUUCAUUGCAUUGGAUUUGGGAGGCAGUAAUUUCAGGAUCCUGCGAGUCAAAGUGAGCCAUGAGAAGAAACAGACGGUUCAGAUGGAGAGUAAGAUCUAUGACACACCAGAAGACAUCAUUCAUGGCAGUGGAGGCAGGCUGUUCGACCAUGUGGCUGAGUGUCUCGGGGACUUCAUGGAGAAACAAAACAUCAAAGACAAGAAACUUCCUGUGGGGUUUACCUUCUCCUUCCCCUGCCAGCAGACCAAACUAGAUGAGGGCUUUCUGAUCACAUGGACAAAGCGUUUCAAGGCCAACGGUGUGGAGGGAAUGGAUGUUGUCAAGCUGCUCAACAAAGCCAUUAAGAAAAGAGGAGACUAUGAUGCUGACAUCAUGGCAGUAGUGAAUGACACUGUUGGAACAAUGAUGACUUGUGGUUUUGACGACCAGCGCUGUGAAGUCGGCAUUAUCAUAGGCACAGGCACCAAUGCGUGCUACAUGGAGGAGCUGCGUCACAUCGACCUGGUGGAAGGAGACGAGGGGAGGAUGUGUGUAAACACUGAGUGGGGAGCCUUUGGAGACGACGGCAGGCUGGAGGACAUCAGGACAGAGUUUGACAGAGAGAUAGAUCGAGGCUCUCUGAAUCCCGGCAAACAGCUAUUUGAGAAGAUGGUCAGUGGUAUGUACAUGGGGGAGCUUGUUCGUCUCAUCUUGGUGAAGAUGGCCAGAGAGGGUCUACUGUUCGAGGGCAGGAUCACCCCUGAGCUGCUCACGAAGGGGAAAUUGGAGACCAAACACAUCUCAGCCAUAGAGAAGAGUAAGGAGGGGUUGAACAAAGCCAGAGAAAUUUUAAUCAAACUUGGCUUGGAGCCCUCGACUGAAGACUGUAUCGCUGUGCAACAUGUUUGUACCAUUGUGUCUUUCCGCUCUGCCAACCUGAUUGCUGCCACACUGGCAGGCAUUUUAAUUAGGCUGAAGGAAAACAAAGGAGUGGCACGGCUGCGAACGACUGUAGGCAUCGAUGGAUCUCUUUACAAGAUGCAUCCACAAUAUGCUCGCCGUCUUCAUAAGACAGUCCGUCGCUUGGUCCCAGACUCUGAUGUACGGUUCCUCUUAUCAGAGAGUGGAAGUGGAAAAGGAGCAGCCAUGGUGACAGCAGUGGCCUACAGACUUGCUGACCAAUCAAAACAGAUCGCUGAAACACUCACUGAAUUCAGGCUGACAAAAGAACAGCUGCUUGAGGUAAAGGACAGAAUGAGGAUAGAGAUCAUAAACGGCCUCUCAAAGAGCACUCAUGAUUCUGCUACAGUGAAAAUGCUACCAACCUAUGUACAGAGUACUCCUGAUGGCACAGAGAAUGGCGAUUUCCUGGCUUUGGAUUUAGGAGGAACAAACUUCCGAGUUCUGUUGGUAAAGAUUCGUUCUGGCAAGAGGAGAACAGUGGAGAUGCACAACAAGAUCUACGCUAUUCCUCUAGAAGUGAUGCAGGGCACAGGAGAGGAGUUGUUUGAUCACAUCGUGCAGUGUAUCAGUGACUUCCUGGACUACAUGGGGAUGAAGAACACUCGUCUUCCUUUGGGCUUCACGUUCUCAUUCCCGUGCAAACAGACCAGCCUGGACGCUGGCAUCCUACUGACCUGGACAAAAGGCUUCAAGGCGACGGACUGUGAAGGAGAAGAUGUGGUGGGUCUGUUGAGAGAAGCCAUUAAGAGGAGAGAGGAGUUUGACCUGGAUGUUGUGGCUGUAGUGAAUGACACAGUGGGAACCAUGAUGACCUGUGCCUAUGAAGAACCCACCUGCGAGAUUGGACUCAUUGCCGGCACUGGCAGUAAUGCGUGUUAUAUGGAGGAGAUGAGGAACGUUGAGAUGAUUGAGGGUGAUGAGGGGAAGAUGUGUGUCAACAUGGAGUGGGGGGCUUUCGGAGACAAUGGAUGCCUUGACGACAUAAGAACCGAGUACGACCGCGCUGUGGAUGAUUUCUCCCUCAAUCCAGGCAAACAAAGAUAUGAGAAAAUGUGCAGUGGCAUGUAUCUUGGUGAGAUUGUGAGGAACAUCCUGAUAGAUUUGACCAAGAGAGGAUUCCUGUUCAGAGGACAGAUUUCUGAAACACUGAAGACCAGAGGCAUCUUUGAAACAAAGUUCCUCUCACAGAUAGAAAGUGACAGAUUGGCUCUGCUGCAGGUGAGAUCCAUCCUGCAACAUUUAGGCCUGGACAGCACCUGUGAUGACAGUAUCAUAGUAAAAGAGGUAUGUGGAGCCGUGUCCCAUCGUGCAGCCCAGCUAUGUGGGGCAGGAAUGGCGGCUGUGGUGGAUAAGAUCAGAGAGAACCGAGGACUGGACCAUUUGAACAUCACUGUGGGGGUGGACGGGACUCUCUACAAACUGCAUCCCCAUUUCUCCGGGAUCAUGCACCAGACGGUAAAUGAACUGGCUCCUAAAUGUAAGGUCAACUUCCUGCUGUCAGAGGAUGGCAGUGGGAAAGGAGCAGCACUCAUCACAGCUGUGGGCUGCCGGCUGAGGCAGGAGCUGAACAACAAAUAGAAGAUGAUUCCUCAGUCUCUGUUAUCUCCUCUCUUGUCUACGUUCCCCCUCUCUCCACCUGCUCUCUCCUUCCCUCUCUUUGUUCUUUCUCCUCUCGUCCUGAAUCUCACCAGUCUCGUCGAAGCAUUGCACUCCAGGAACUGCUUUUGGUUCAGGUAGCUUUCUCUGCUGUGUAGCACACAGGUGCAGUGUUGUUGCUAAAUUUUGAUUGAUUAACCAAUGUAAUAAUACCAAGAAUCGUAUGUUGUUGUUUUAUGAUUUGUGGGAUGACAUUUAGUAAGAUGAAGCACACACAUUUAGCUCCUGUAAAUAUGUAGCAGGGUAGAAAACUAGCACACACUCUAGUAAUGCUCCCAUGAGCUGUUUAUUAGCGCCAUCUGAAGGAUUCCUUUAAUAACUGCAGUCUAUUACAACUUGCAGUUUUAAUGCAAAUUAACAAAAGCAGAACUACAUUUAUUCUUGUAACAUGCUCAGUAGAGACAGGGACAAAAAAUACUGUUUCAGACCAAAGUCACCAAAACGUGUGCUGUAUGCUCCUCACUGUCUGCACUACUAGACAUAAAAAACUAUAUAUUAGGUGGAAUAUAAAUAUGUAAUAACAUAAAAAGGGAAUAUUUUUGCUUUUGAAUUUUAAUAUCCAUCCCAUAUAUAAAAAAAUGUAAUAAAUGAAUUGUUGCUAUUUAUUUUAUUUUUAUAUUGGGAGAUGUUGAAAAAUAUUGUUGCAAUAAGCCAUCGUCAGAGUCCUUAAAGUCUGCUCCUGUCCUGUAGAGGUUUAUCAAAACAAACUUCAGGGCAGAGAAGUGAUGAGAGUGGGACAUCUUCCAUGCUUGAUCUGCAGGGAACGCCAUGCCACAUGCUCGCUGAAUCUGUGCAUUUGUCCUUAUUUAUAACAGCAGUCUUAUCUACUCUACUGUAAAAUAUAUCCAAAGAACUAUUUUUGUUUUACGUAGUAGAAACCCUGCUGUUGAUAGUUAACAACACAGCUGUGGAGUUUUUGAUGUCCUAAAAAGCUCUGGUUACUCAUCUUCACAGUGAGACUAACCAGUUACUUAGGAAUGGCUGUUAAACAGGACUAUGGUGCUAACGUGGAUGGGAGUGGAUCAACCAAACGAAACUGUACAAGAAAACAAUGAAAGGAGCUGAAACCUUAGAGGGAAUCAAAUGUUUUUGCUAGUAGUCGCUCACUGUGGAGGGUGCUGACGUAAACUACUGUACUCCUUAUUCUUCAUGCAAAGUCAUAUUUAUUUUUCUCUAUACUAUCCUUAAAUAGUUGUAUUAUAACUACAACUGAUUCUUAUUGAAAGACUGGUGGAUGCACUGGUUUUCUCUUUCACUUUAGGGGCAAUCCUUUUCAAGAAAUAAAGUAGAGUUCAAGAAGUGAGCUGUGUUUUUCUUUAGGGUCAUGAUAGGGUACUGAUGAAUCGUUGAGAUGCUACUGUAUAUUUUAGUACCUGUGUUGUAGUUACAGUUACACUUCUGGCUUGUGGGGACAAGUGAGUAGCAAUCCAACCUGAAGCUAAUGCCAUUAAUAAGUUAGUUACUAACAAUGAUUGUAGACAAACUGAGUUUCCUCUGUUACUCAAACUGCCAAGAGAAAAGAGGGUCAGCCUAUCUCACAGGUCAUAAACCAACCUGCCUUUGGAUAAACCCUUGAAAUAGACAAGUAAACCACACGUCCCUCUUAAAUCUCCUCUUCUCACAAAUCUCAGAUUGUAUCUGUCCAACACUGUCGAUCAGUUGUCACAAAAAAAUAAACCUGUGUCAAUUCAA
Molecule: messenger RNA, 4900 nt
Organism: Notolabrus celidotus (New Zealand spotty)
Lineage: Eukaryota; Metazoa; Chordata; Actinopteri; Labriformes; Labridae
Product: hexokinase-1
Exons: 21
Coding region: 374-3130 (918 amino acids)
Biological process (GO): glucose 6-phosphate metabolic process; intracellular glucose homeostasis; glycolytic process
Cellular component (GO): mitochondrion; cytosol
Molecular function (GO): D-glucose binding; fructokinase activity; ATP binding
Source: RefSeq, a predicted model, not a curated record